AUGGGUGGUGCGGCCAUGAUGUUAUCGAGUUCUAGGUCCAAAGCCAGGUUCCUCCUCACACAUGUUGUGCGGACGAUCACUGCUAGUGACGACAAUGCCUACCGUUGUGUGUACCAAGAGGAAGACGAUGAGGGAAUUAAGGGCGCCAAUCUGUCAAAGAACCUCAUGGCUAUUGCUGGAGACGCUCUCAAGGCCAACAUCACGGCCAUGGGGCCACUUGUCUUGCCUACAUCAGAGCUGAUCAAGUUUCUUCUCGUCUCCUUGGCAAGGAAGAUGCUCCUUGGGAGGAGGAUAAGGCCUUACAUUCCCAAUUUCCGUACAGCGUUCGAGCACUUCUGCAUCCACGUUGGUGGACCAGCGGUGAUCAGCUCGGUACAAUGUGGCCUUAAUCUAUCAGAUGAGCAUGUCGAGCCUUCACGAAUGACACUGCAUCAAUUCGGAAAUCAGUCGAGUGCAUCUGUGUGGUACGAGUUGGGAUACAUAGAAGCCAAGGGUCGAAUGCUAAAAGGUAAUAGGGUCUGGAUGAUUGGUUUCGGAGCUGGAUAUGAAUGCAACUCCGCAGUGUGGGUGUGCAUCCGUACAUCUCACGGUGACCAUGGGCCAUGGGCUAGUUGCAUCCAUCGAUACCCGCUAGAUGUGCAGAAAUAA
Molecule: messenger RNA, 648 nt
Organism: Triticum turgidum subsp. durum (durum wheat)
Lineage: Eukaryota; Viridiplantae; Streptophyta; Magnoliopsida; Poales; Poaceae
Source: the annotation of a GenBank genome assembly